Lachnellula hyalina is the source of this 1677-nucleotide messenger RNA. RefSeq names its product putative glucose transporter. Gene Ontology annotation, biological process: carbohydrate transport; transmembrane transport. The record is from RefSeq and is a predicted model, not a curated record. Gene Ontology annotation, cellular component: membrane. Gene Ontology annotation, molecular function: carbohydrate:proton symporter activity. The transcript is spliced from 3 exons. The coding region runs from base 1 to 1677 and encodes 558 amino acids. Lineage: Eukaryota; Fungi; Ascomycota; Leotiomycetes; Helotiales; Lachnaceae.
AUGUCUACUCUCCAUGCUACCGCCGAUGUUUCUCGCAUCGAGGCGCCGGUUACCAUUAGAGCCUACCUGAUGUGUGCCUUUGCUUCUUUCGGCGGCAUCUUCUUCGGAUUCGACUCUGGAUACAUCUCUGGUGUUAUGGGCAUGGACUACUUCAUCCACCUCUACACCGGAAUCCCAAUUCCUGCUAGCGAUGCCUCGGCAGCUGUCACAGCGGCUUUCACCCUCCCCGCCUGGAAGAAGUCCCUGAUCACUUCUAUUCUCUCUGCUGGUACUUUCUUCGGUGCUCUGAUCGCUGGUGAUCUCGCUGAUUGGUUUGGUCGCCGAACUACGAUUAUCAUGGGCUGCGGUAUCUUCAUCAUCGGUGUCAUUCUGCAAACUGCCUCCACUGGCCUCGGCCUCCUUGUAGCUGGUCGCUUGAUUUCUGGUUUCGGUGUCGGAUUCGUGUCAGCUAUCAUCGUUCUAUACAUGUCCGAGAUCGCACCCAAAAAGGUCCGUGGCGCCAUUGUGUCGGGCUAUCAGUUCUGCAUUACCAUUGGUCUUCUGCUUGCUUCCUGUGUCGAUUAUGGCACUCAGAACAGAACCGAUACUGGAUCCUAUAGAAUCCCAAUUGCCCUUCAAAUGGCCUGGGCUAUUAUCCUUGCCAUUGGUCUCUUCCUCCUUCCCGAGUCCCCUCGUUACUAUGUCAAGAAGGGCAAUCUUGAAAUGGCUUCCAAGGUCUUGAUUCGUCUCCGCGGUGAACCCGAAGGCUCCGAAUACAUCCAGCAGGAAUUGGCCGAAAUUGUCGCAAACCACGAAUACGAAUUAUCCGUCAUCCCAGCCACGGGCUACUUUGGGACCUGGUUGAACUGCUUCAAGGGCGGACUUAGAAACCCUUCCUCCAACUUGCGCCGAACCAUCCUCGGAACCUCGCUCCAGAUGAUGCAACAAUGGACUGGCAUCAACUUCAUCUUCUACUUCGGCACCACGUUCUUCAAGACUUUGGGCACGAUCAAGAACCCCUUCCUCAUCGGUCUCAUUACCACUCUAGUAAAUGUUUGCUCUACACCCAUCUCGUUCUACAUUAUCGAGCGCUUCGGGCGUCGUACAAUCCUCAUCUACGGCGCAUUGGGCAUGUUGAUCUGCGAGUUUAUUGUUGGUAUCGUUGGUGUCACAGCCGGUCGUGAGAGUUUACACAACACCUCGGCCGUUUCCUCUCAAAUUGCCUUUAUCUGUAUCUACAUCUUCUUCUUCGCUACUACCUGGGGGCCCGGCGCUUGGGUAUUGAUCGGCGAGAUCUUCCCCCUUCCAAUCCGCUCCCGUGGUGUCGCUCUAUCCACCGCCUCCAACUGGCUGUGGAACUGCAUCAUCGCAGUCAUCACCCCCUACAUGGUAGGCAGCGAUCCUGGAGAAGCCAACCUCCAAUCCCGCGUCUUCUUCGUCUGGGGUUCCCUCUGCACUGCCUGCUUCGUCUACUCAUACCUUCUCAUCCCUGAGACCAAGGGUCUGUCACUUGAGCAGGUCGACCGGAUGUUAGAGGAGACUACCCCACGCACUUCCGCCAAGUGGGUUCCACAUACCACUUUCGCUGCCGAUGCUGGUUUGACCGAUAAAGGCACACUGGCGCCUGAGGUAAUUGAGAAGGUUGUGCAUCACCAAGCCGAGCAUACCAACAAGGCUGAUGCGACUUCGGCUGUCUAA